Saprolegnia diclina VS20 is the source of this 1206-nucleotide messenger RNA. RefSeq lists its product as hypothetical. Gene Ontology annotation, cellular component: mitochondrion. The coding region runs from base 102 to 1136 and encodes 344 amino acids. The record is from RefSeq and is a predicted model, not a curated record. Gene Ontology annotation, molecular function: protein-containing complex binding. The transcript is spliced from 2 exons. NCBI's taxonomy places the organism in Eukaryota, Oomycota, Saprolegniomycetes, Saprolegniales, Saprolegniaceae.
GGCGGUGUUUGUGGCCAACAACGCUGGAGCGCGGUGAUUGGUCAAAAAGCGGUAUUUUGGCCGGCUCUGUAAGGCGCAACUUCGCGAAAUCGACCGCAGUCAUGUCGUCCCUUACUCCUGUCGCGCGGGCCAUCUUGAAGAACCCUCCGGGCCGCGUCGCCGGGACGAACCUCACGGCCACCGUCUUCGGCGCCACGGGCUUCCUCGGCCGCUACGUCGUGGCGCAGCUCGGCAAGACGGGCUGCACCGUGGUCACGCCGUACCGCGGCGACGACCUCGAGGCCCGCCACCUCAAGCUCAUGGGCGACCUUGGCUCGAUCGCGCAGGUGCCGUUUAGCGUCCGCGACAAGGACUCGCUCCGCGAGUGCGUCGAGGGCUCGGACAUUGUCAUCAACUUGAUUGGCAAGCACUACGAGACAAAGCACAUCGUGCCGUGGUGGAUCAACUACACGUACGACGACGUGCAUGUCGACGCGGCGCGUGACAUUGCUGAGGUGUGCGCCGAGAUGGGCGUGCCCCGUCUGAUUCACUUUUCGAGCACGCUCGCCAAGCCCAACUCGGCGUCGAUGUGGGCGGCCUCCAAGUACCGCGGCGAAGUCGCCGUGCGCAAGGCGUUCCCGAAGGCCAACAUUGUGCGCUCGGCCAUCAUGUACGGCUCGGAAGACAAGUUUUUGAACUGGUAUGCGAACCGCAUGUCGACGGGCGGCAUCCCGCUCAUCGACAACGGCGCCGCGCGCCUCCAGCCCGUGAACGUCACGGACGCGGCCCAGGCCUUGUACGCGCUCUGCGUCGACAAGAGCAUUGAGGGCGAGACGUUUGAGCUCUACGGUGACGAAGAGUACUCGGCCAAGGAGAUUGUCGACUACAUUGUCGACGUGACAAAGGAAGACCCGAACCUCCUCAACCUGCCGCUGCCGCUCGCCGAAGUCGUCGGCAAGGUCGCGCAGCUCUUCCCGGACCCCAAGUUUACGCACGACUUGGCGAUCCGCAUGGCCAUGGACCAGGUCAAGACCGGGUCGCUUCCUGGCUUGCGCGAGCUCGGUGUCGAGCCGACCAAGUUGGAGAAGGAAGCCUUCUCGUUCCUCUUCAAGUUCAACAAGGGCGGCCACUUCCAGGAGGUCUCGGGGUACCAUUAAAGCUGUGUUGUCGCGCGACGAGGAGCCCGACUUGUACGAUUGCCAAUACGACAGUGCAUUCUUGUUCACA